GCGCCAGUCUUCUUGCAGCGGGCGCGCGGCCGGCUGCUUGUUGCAGUGCGCGGUGCGAACUAGGACACACGAGUUCGCGGUCAUAGGCUCGAACGAACAUCGAAAUCGACGGUCAGUGCGGUGACCAUGAUGAUGGACAACGGGGUGAUAACAAAUAACUAUGAGUACACGGAUGGGUACAUGGAACAGGAGGAGGAGUGGGAACGCGAGGGUCUCCUAGACCCGGCUUGGGAGAAGCAACAGAAAAAGACCUUUACAGCAUGGUGCAACAGCCACCUGCGCAAGGCCGGCACGGGCAUCGAAAACAUCGACGAGGACUUCCGCAACGGCCUCAAACUGAUGUUGCUGCUCGAAGUCAUCUCCGGUGAAACCCUGCCAAAGCCCGACCGCGGAAAGAUGCGCUUCCACAAGAUCGCGAACGUUAACAAGGCGCUGGACUUCAUUGCGUCCAAAGGCGUUAAGUUGGUGUCCAUCGGUGCUGAAGAAAUCGUUGAUGGCAACCUGAAGAUGACGCUCGGUAUGAUCUGGACCAUCAUCCUGAGAUUCGCUAUUCAAGACAUCUCAGUGGAAGAAAUGACCGCCAAGGAAGGUCUACUUCUCUGGUGCCAGCGUAAGACUGCACCAUACAAGAACGUCAAUGUUCAGAACUUCCACCUCUCCUUCAAGGAUGGUCUGGCUUUCUGCGCCCUUAUCCACAGGCACAGGCCAGACUUGAUCGACUACAGCAAACUCUCCAAAGAUAAUCCUCUUGAGAAUUUGAACACCGCAUUCGACGUCGCCGAGAAGUAUCUUGACAUCCCACGCAUGUUGGACCCCGAUGACCUUAUAAACACACCAAAGCCGGACGAGCGUGCCAUUAUGACCUAUGUGUCAUGUUACUACCACGCGUUCCAAGGCGCGCAACAGAACACCGCAAUGCCAGACGAGCGAGCCGUCAUGACCUACGUCUCGUCGUACUACCAUUGCUUCUCUGGUGCUCAGAAGGCUGAAACGGCCGCGAACCGUAUAUGCAAGGUUCUCAAAGUCAACCAGGAGAACGAACGCCUCAUGGAAGAGUACGAGCGUCUCGCCAGUGACCUCCUUGACUGGAUCCGGCGCACGAUGCCGUGGCUGAACAGCCGCCAAACCGACAACUCGCUUGCCGGUUGCCAGAAAAAGCUGGAAGACUACCGUACUUACAGGCGUAAACACAAGCCACCUCGUGUAGAGCAAAAGGCCAAGCUCGAGACCAACUUUAACACCUUGCAAACCAAACUGCGCCUCAGCAACCGCCCUGCCUAUAUGCCCACUGAAGGCAAGAUGGUCUCUGACAUCGCUCAAGCUUGGAAGGGUCUAGAAAUCGCCGAAAAGGCGUUUGAGGAAUGGCUUCUGAGUGAAAUGAUGCGUCUUGAGCGUCUUGAAUACCUGGCGCAGAAGUUCAAGCACAAGGCAGACAUCCAUGAAGACUGGACCAGAGGCAAGGAAGAGAUGCUUCAAUCGCAAGACUUCCGUCAAUGCAAGCUGUACGACAUCAAGGCUCUGAAGAAGAAGCACGAGGCUUUCGAGUCAGACCUCGCCGCACACCAAGAUCGCGUUGAACAAAUUGCGGCCAUCGCACAAGAAUUAAACACCUUGGAGUACCACGAAGUUGCUUCAGUGAACACGCGGUGCCAGCGUAUCUGCUCGCAGUGGGAUCGCCUAGGUGCGCUUACGCAACGCCGUCGUCUUGCCCUUGACGACGCUGAGCGCGUGCUCGAACAGAUCGACCUGUUGCACCUCGAGUUCGCCAAACGUGCUGCGCCUUUCAAUAACUGGUUGGACGGCACUCGGGAAGAUCUGGUGGACAUGUUCAUCGUCCACACCAUCGAAGAGAUCUCGGGACUCAUGGACGCGCACGCGCGCUUCAAGGCCACGCUUGGCGAGGCCGACAAGGAAUACCAGGCCAUCGUCAAUCUGGUGCACCAAGUCGAAUCUAUCGUCAAGCAGCACCAGAUACCUGGCGGCCUGGAGAAUCCGUACACCACUUUAACAGCACACGAACUGAACCGUAAAUGGUCGGAUGUCAGGCAACUAGUCCCGCAACGCGACGGCACUUUAGCAGCCGAGUUACGCAAGCAGCAGAACAAUGAGACGCUGCGUCGCCAGUUCGCGGAGAAGGCCAACGCCGUUGGGCCCUGGAUCGAGCGACAGAUGGAUGCCGUCACCGCCAUCGGAAUGGGCUUGCAGGGCUCACUGGAGGACCAACUACACAGGCUUAAGGAAUACGAGGCGGGCGUGUAUGCAUACAAGCCACAUAUCGAAGAGCUUGAGCGUAUCCACCAAGCCGUACAAGAAGGCAUGAUCUUCGAAAACAGAUAUUCACAAUACACAAUGGAGACGCUGCGCGUGGGCUGGGAACAGUUGCUCACGUCCAUCAACCGCACCAUCAACGAGGUGGAGAACCAGAUCCUCACACGCGACUCCAAGGGCAUCACGCAGGAACAGCUCACGGAGUUCCGCGCCUCCUUCAACCACUUCGACAAGAAUCGCACCGGUCGCCUGGCACCUGAAGAGCUGAAGUCGUGCCUAGUAUCGCUAGGCUACAGCAUCGGCAAAGAUCGGCAAGGCGAACUCGACUUCCAGCGCAUCCUUGCUGUCGUCGACCCCAACAAUACUGGCUACGUAUCGUUCGAUUCGUUCCUAGACUUCAUGACAAGGGAAUCUACAGACACUGACACCGCUGAACAGGUCAUCGACAGCUUUAGGAUUUUGGCUGGUGAUAAGCCGUAUAUAACAGCAGAUGAAUUGAGACGCGAGCUGCCACCUGACCAGGCCGAGUACUGCGUAGCGCGCAUGCCACCCUACCGUGGACCUAACGCGCCUCCGCACGCACUUGACUACAUGGCCUUCUCCACUGCGCUUUACGGCGAGACCGAUCUCUAGAUACAGGUCUUAUCAGCAAAAAUUGCCUGAAAAAUCCCUAUUGGAGAGGGAUACAUCUGACGACAGAAGAUCUUAGCUGAGUCGCCCAGAACUCUUAGAGAACCUGACCGGCGAAGCAGCAUCGAUGCUACAAAACAAAAAUUAUUUCCCUUAAUUUGGCCUCCUCAUAUAUCGCCCUAAAUAGGUCAAAUUUAAAGCAAAUAAUUUUUGUAGAAAACAAUUUAGUUUAUAACCGUUCUGUAUUAAAAAAAUGUGCAAUGUUAAAACCAAAAAUGCCAUUAACUUUCCUACCAUGAAGUUCUUCUCCCUAUUACUUACUUUUGGCUCAAAUCAGAAGGAAUAUCUGUAUUUUAACUAUACUAUUUAUAUAUUAGUGUUAGGUAUUUUUAUCUUUUGUAUGAAAAUUAUCAGGAAAGUCACAAAACAAUUAUUUGUAAGUUAAAGUGGUGCUAAUGUUAGGCUUGACUAAUGUGUGACACCAAAAUGAGACUCAUUCACAUUGUAAGAAUGUUUUUGUUAUAUUUUAUUUAUUUAUAAGCGAACAUUAUUUAUAUUAGUUUGACUUUUUUUUAAUGACUGCCACUAGUAAUUUAUCAUACUUUGUUGGUAGGUUUUAACAUUAUGUAAGUGAUUAUAAAAUUUAAUAAAAGUUGCAGGGAAGUGUCACACAAAUUAUUUAUUUAUCAUAGAUCGCCAUAACUUGCCUGCAUCUAUUUAUUUAUUUGAAUAUCAUUUUUUAUGAUAAUCGUUUGUGAGAGUAUUUUGGUUUGAGUACUCUAAAUAAAUGAUCUGCCAUA
Molecule: messenger RNA, 3698 nt
Organism: Pararge aegeria (speckled wood butterfly)
Lineage: Eukaryota; Metazoa; Arthropoda; Insecta; Lepidoptera; Nymphalidae
Gene: Actn
Product: alpha-actinin, sarcomeric
Exons: 20
Coding region: 127-2901 (924 amino acids)
Biological process (GO): muscle cell development; actin cytoskeleton organization
Cellular component (GO): cortical actin cytoskeleton; cell junction; Z disc
Molecular function (GO): calcium ion binding; actin filament binding
Source: RefSeq, a predicted model, not a curated record